Molecule: messenger RNA, 3210 nt
Organism: Selaginella moellendorffii
Lineage: Eukaryota; Viridiplantae; Streptophyta; Lycopodiopsida; Selaginellales; Selaginellaceae
Exons: 3
Coding region: 1-3210 (1069 amino acids)
Source: RefSeq, a predicted model, not a curated record
AUGUCGUCCCAGCGAAUGUUUAUCGAGCGCCUGCGUCGCGAGCGCUUUGGAAUCGGCCAGUCCGGUCCCAAUCCUCUCGCUCCCAUGCUCCAGGAGACGAUCAGGCUCCUCUCGGCCGAGCUCUACCAGAAGGACAUCCAUUUCCUGUCCGAACUCCUCCAGAACGCUGAGGACAACACUUACCAUUCGUCCGUGGAGCCGAGCAUCGAAAUCUAUCUCACAAAGACCGACGUCACUGGCACUGGAGCAGCUGCCACGCUGCUGCUCUUGAACAACGAAGUUGGUUUCUCGGAAAAGAAUAUAGAGUCCUUGUGCGGCUCUGGUCAGUCCACAAAGAAAGGAAAGAAGUCUCAAGGAUACAUUGGCGAGAAAGGAAUUGGGUUUAAGAGCGUUUUUCUCGUCACCAAGCAGCCAUAUAUAAUCAGCAAUGGCUUUCGUAUUCGUUUCGACGAAGAGCCCCACAACGAGGCCAAGCUCGGGUAUAUUGUCCCGGAAUGGGUCGACCGUCCUACAGACGCUGUGCUGCAGAAGGUCUGUAGCAAGGCCGAGCUUCCUGCAACGGUGAUCAUCCUUCCCUUGCGUCAGGAAAAGAUUUCGGAGGUGGCAAAGCAGCUUACUCAAAUCCCAGCGGAGACGCUCCUCUUCCUAUCGAAGAUACGCAUGCUCUCCAUCUACGAUCAGCAGUCGCGGCCUCCCACGGAACUGGUUCUCUCCAGAUCUGUGGAGAUGACAACGUCAAAGAAUGAAAGCGUGGAAACGAGCACAACUUUUCUCACAGCUAGUAACGGACGGAAUGGCACUCAGCACAGCAACUACUACAUGUUUAAGCAGACUUUGAAAGUACCUGAGGAGGCCAAGGUUGAAAACCGAAAAGAUGUCGAUAGCUGGACGAUCACUCUAGCCUUUCCGGUGGAUGAUCGUAUCUCGAGCAGCUGCAGCAUUGGCGAUAUCUUCUCGUUCCUGCCUUCCGAUAUCCACUCGGGCCUGCCGUUUCUUAUCAACUCGGACUUUUUGCUCGUUUCCUCCCGUGAGACGCUCCUCUUUGACAGCCCCUGGAACCAGGGGAUCUUUCGCUGUGUUCCCGAGGUUUUCUACAACGCCUUCGAGCUUCUCCUCAACACCACGGCGUUUGGACUGCAGAGUAUACCGUCAGUAGCACGCAUGGCAAUGUACAAGUACGUACCUGUGAAUGCUUGCCGCAACUCGUACCUCGAGAGAGUCCGCAACGAUAUCUUGUCCAAGCUGAAGGACAACAACGUCAUUCUUUGCGCCUCGGACGUCGGCCGUGCACCACCGAGCGGGCAGCUUUGCAAGCCUGCUCUUGCGAGAAAAAUCGUCCCCAGCUUCCGAGAGCUCCUCAAAGCCGCACCGAAGUGUCCCAGGUUCUUGCGAGGAAGUCCCUCGUACAUAGUGGACAGCACGCUGCAGGAGAACUACGUCUCGGUGCUGAGACUCCUGGGAGUCCCAGAUAUGAGCAACGAUGAAUAUCACCAAAGCCUCGACUCUGAAGACUGGAUGAAAUCGCUCCCUGACGAUGCAUAUGUCAAGCUGCUGGUGUUCCUGUCCUCCAAGUCGUCAACUUUGAGAUCCCUCAAGUUUCUCAAGUAUCGAGGCUCCGAUGGUCGACUCCAGUUGGCAAGCAUGGAUGAUCUCGCGCGAAACGAUGGCAGAUCCAUAUACUGGGAUUCUGGUCAUAGAGCUACCGCUUGGCUCGCUGGUUGGACAGAGGUGUUUCAACGUUGGCUAACUUUCAACUUCGUUCCAUCGGCCUGCGCUGCAAAAAUCCGGCAGCACUCGGUGUUAGAGAACUGGUUGGAGAGAACCCCCUUCAGCGUGAGCGAACUGACAGCAUGCUCACUCGCUCGUCAGGUUCUCGGAGCAGUCACUGCGAACUCCUCAGAUGCAAAGCUUGCUGUUCUAGCGAUGCACUUCCUGUUCGACCUGUACAGAAACGACCGCAGCUCGUACACAUCCAUCAGCAACCAAAAGCAUAAUGUACCAAUCGUCGAGAAUGACGGAGCCGUGAGUCCCUAUGUUGCGAGUUAUGUUUCAACGCGUCCAUUGUUGCUACCGGCGGCUUGUGGAGCGAAGUGGCCGCUCUUGCUCCCGUCUGACGUGUGGAGACGCGGCGUUCAAAAAUUGUCAGAAGAGUAUAUGGAGUCAGCAACGGUCGAUCUCUCCGACUCCGACGUGCGAACCGAGUUUGUGAAUUUUCUGAAGGAGCAGUUCCUGGCUACGGACAUCCCCGCCUUUGAUCCGGUGGACGAGGCCCUUCCUCCGCAUUAUGUUGGUAACGUCGCAGCGAGCUCGUUGUUACUGAAGUGGAUUAAAUCCAGGCACUGCAAUGCACCCGCUUUCACUUCCAGUAUUAAGACUACCAAGUGGUUGAAGACGAGCCACGGAUACUGCUGCCCAACCGUUGCAUUCCUGCCGGUGCCUGAGCUGCUUAAGGUCUUGAAAGUCGAGGAUGUUCCGUUCGUGGACAAGGACUGGAUGCCAUUGGAGGAGUAUAAGAACGAGUUCCGAAGCCUGGGAGUGGCUUGCGAGCCCGGCAUGGGAUAUGCAACUGUCCUCCGCUGUCUCGACAAUAUGCAGAAGCUUCCUGCUCCGCAAGUCGACACGGCUAAAGUGGUCAGAUUUUAUCAGUACCUCUCCCGCUGCGCUGAACAAGAAGUAUGGAGGGACGUUGACACGAUCUGGGUGCCGCAGAGCGAAGGCCGUGCAGCAACCUGGAAGAAAAAGGAAGAAUGCGUCAUUCACGACGUUGAGGGCUUGUUUGAAGAACUCGGUGUUGUACCCCUGGAUAGCUGCUACGAGCGGGUCAUGCAAGACAUCCUUCAGAAGAGGUUUGAUGUUUGUAAGAAGCCUUCGAUCAUCAAGUUCUGCGAGCUCUGGCACAGGUGGUCGUCUAAAGGAAAAGAUGUCGAGGUACAAAAGGCUUACACAGUGUGGCGUGAGCUGGUGGAGGCGAAGCUAGUCUCGUCACGACCAACUUCGACGCCGUAUCUGAAAGUUUUCCGCGCGAGCAGCUGCGUUCCUUCAAUACCAGCCUGCGAAAAGAACGCAGCCACCGUCAAGCUUCUUCCACCUGCAAAGACGGUCAUGGUUGAUCAGCUAGAGCUGGAACAUCUCUUUGGAAACACUAAUCCUCGUCCGUGGGUGGCGUGGUAUCCAACCAGCCAGGAGAUCAAAACGCAGGAGCUAUAUUAA